Diplodia corticola is the source of this 906-nucleotide messenger RNA. RefSeq names its product acetyltransferase. The coding region runs from base 1 to 906 and encodes 301 amino acids. The transcript is spliced from 2 exons. The record is from RefSeq and is a predicted model, not a curated record. Lineage: Eukaryota; Fungi; Ascomycota; Dothideomycetes; Botryosphaeriales; Botryosphaeriaceae. Gene Ontology annotation, molecular function: acetyltransferase activity.
AUGUUUGUCGAGGUCGACGAGGCGGAAAACAGGCAAAAGAUGAACCGCGGCGAGCUGUAUUACGCCUUCAGCCCGGAUCUCAUCGCCGCCCGGGACCGUUGCCGGCACGCCUGCAAGCGCUACGCCACCAUUGGCGACGUUCCGCGCAGACGCCUGGUCGAGCUGUGGAGGGAAAUCUCCAACGACACCCGGCCCCUGCCGCCGCCCGCCGCCACGCGCGAAGAGGACGACGCCCUCUUCGAAGACGAGCCGUGGAUCGAAGGCCCCAUGCACAUCGACUACGGCUACAACGUCAAGCUCGGCCCCAACGUCUACGUCAACGCCAACUGCACCAUCAUCGACACCCUGACCGUCAGCAUCGGCGCCCGCACCCUGCUCGGCCCCAACUGCGCCCUCUACUCGGGCACCCACCCGCUCGACCCGCUCCUCCGCAACGGCACUCGCGGCCCCGAGUCCGGCGGCGCCAUCCACAUCGGCGAGGACUGCUGGCUCGGCGGCAACGUCGUCGUCCUGCCCGGCGUGACCGUCGGCCGCGGCUCGACCGUCGGCGCCGGCAGCGUCGUGACGAAGGACGUGCCGCCGUUUCACGUCGUCGCCGGCAAUCCCGCCCGCGUCCUCAGGAAGAUCGACACCAUGAUGGAUCCAGAGUACGCGGCCCGGAAGCAGCAGCAGGCUGCGGCGGCGGCCAAUACCGGCCCCGGCGGGAUGAUGACGGCGGAGGAUGUGCUGCACGGGAUGCAGGCGCAUGGGGCCGAGGUGGAGAUGAGGGAGCAGGCGGAGCGGGCGGAGCGGGCGGAACAGGCGGAGCAGGAGGAAGCGAGCCAGCCGCUUGAUGAAGAGAGGCUCUGGCGCGCUUUCGCCGCCAGUGAGAAAGGCGCUGCUGAAGCGGGAGCAUACAAGACGUGA